AUGAGGGCCGGCUUCAGCCUGGGUCGGUUUUGCAUUCGCCCGGCGCUUCGACAAUGUGCCGGUGGACCGCGUCUCCUCUCCAAUUGCCGGCUACACCGCACCACGCGACAGAUACCAUGGCCGGCGAGGAGACUGGUGCUGCGGGCUUCGGCCGGUGUCGCCGCGCUGGGCACCGCCACCUUUGUUGAACUCGCGCGCCAAGACUACAGCGGCACAGACGAGACGGGUGAGCAUCGAAUGCUGGAGCUGUCGAGGGAGGAGAUUCGCAAAAAAGUGCCCGAAGAGGACCGCGGUCUGACGCGCAUCGCCCACGAGGUCAUUCUGUUCCUCGACGUCUAUGUCUGGGAGCCCAUUUGCACCGGCAUCCGCUUUCUGCAGCUUGUCGUCAUCUUCGUGCCCGUCAUAGCCACCGUCCCUGCCAUCUGGCUAGGCAGAAGGCAGCCGGACCGCGACCAUGAGAGGAGCGGCACGCUCUGGUGGUAUGGCUUCCUGGUGAGGGCCAUGGAACUGGCCGGCCCGGCCUUCAUCAAGCUGGGCCAGUGGGCGGCGUCACGCACCGACAUCUUCCCCAACGAAAUGUGCGACACCAUGUCCAAGCUGCACUCUAACGCCCCCGCGCACUCGAUGCGCAAGACGCGCGAGACGGUGCGGGCCGCUUUUGACGGGCGCGACUUUGGCGACAUCUUUGACGAGUUCAACGAGAAGCCUCUCGGCGUCGGCGCCAUUGCGCAGGUCUACAGAGCCAAGCUCAAGCCCGACCUCGCGGCGCCCAGGGACGGCGACAUCUCGGCGCGGCCCAGUGACCUGGCGCAAAACGUCCGGCGCAACGUCGAGACGGUACUCAAGAGCUCGCCAAAGCGCGUGCCCUCGAGCUACGUCGCCGUCAAGGUGCUGCACCCAAACGUCGAGCGGACGGUGCGGAGGGACCUGAAGAUUAUGGGCUUCUUCGCGGCUGCGCUCAACGCCAUUCCAACCAUUGAGUGGCUUUCUCUGCCCGACGAGGUUGCGCAGUUUGGCGAGAUGAUGAAGCUUCAGCUAGACCUGCGCAUUGAGGCGGCCAACUUGGAAACGUUUCGGCAAAACUUCAAGGACCGCUCCACCGCCUGGUUUCCGUACCCCUACGCACAAUUUACCACGCGCAACGUGCUGGUCGAAGAGUACGCCCAGGGGAUCCCCAUGGCCGACUUCAUGGAGAACGGAGGGGGCGUGUUCCAGCACGACAUUGCUGACGAGGGACUGGACGCGUUCCUGCGCAUGCUGCUCAUCGACAACUUUGUUCAUGCCGACCUGCACCCGGGCAACAUCAUGGUGCGCUUCUACCAGGCCGCCCAGCCCGAGCUGCGUCUCCGCAGGCCCCGCGACAAGAGCGCCCACGACGACCAGCCCGACGUGACGGAGCAAGUCCUCGAGCGCCUUCGCCCCUUCCGGCACCGCAAGAACCGGGCAGCCUGGGAGGCCGAGCUCGCCAAGAUCGACGCCGAGGGCUAUCGCCCGCAGCUCGUCUUCAUCGACACGGGCCUCGUCACGGAGCUGAGCGCCUCCAACCGCGAAAACUUCCUCGCCCUGUUCCGCGCCGUCGCCGAGUUUGACGGCUACAAGGCCGGCCACCUCAUGUGCGAGCGCUGCCGGCAGCCCGACGCGGUGCUGGACAAGGAGGUCUUUGCGCUCAAGAUGCAGCACCUCGUCCUGAGCGUCAAGAGCCGCACUCUCGCCCUGGGCAGCGUCAAGAUCGGCGACGUCCUGCAGCAGGUGCUGAGCAUGGUGCGCAACCAUCACGUCCGCCUCGAGGGCGACUUUGUCAACGUCGUCAUCAGCAUCCUGCUGCUUGAGGGCAUCGGCCGCAGCCUCAACCCGGACCUGGACCUGCUGAGCAGCGCCCUGCCCAUCCUGCGGCAGCUGAGUGCCCAGAGCGGUGCCGAGAUGGCCAAGAAGGGGGACUUUUCCAUGCUCAUGGUCUGGAUGGGCCUGGAGACGAGGAGGUUCCUUCAAGCCAGCGUUGAAGAUGUUGAACGGUGUGUCAAAUAUGACCUUUUAUCGCCCAAUGUGUAA
Messenger RNA from Hirsutella rhossiliensis, 2049 nucleotides. Its product is annotated as ABC1 family domain-containing protein. The transcript has 2 exons. Lineage: Eukaryota; Fungi; Ascomycota; Sordariomycetes; Hypocreales; Ophiocordycipitaceae. Bases 1 to 2049 code for a protein of 682 amino acids. The record is from RefSeq and is a predicted model, not a curated record. Gene Ontology annotation, cellular component: mitochondrion.